Messenger RNA from Prorocentrum cordatum, 1548 nucleotides. The record is from the annotation of a GenBank genome assembly. NCBI's taxonomy places the organism in Eukaryota, Dinophyceae, Prorocentrales, Prorocentraceae.
AUGCCUCUGUCCUCCGUGGCUGGUGGCCUCGCCCGCGUCGGCGCCUGGAUUGUCUCGGACAAGGCGUGGGGCCUUGCGGAGAGCACCCUCGGCAACGCGACCGAGUGCGCGGUCGCGUACGGGCUUGUCGGCUCGCUGAAGUGGGGAGCCGCCCUGCUCUCCAUCGCGCCCUUCUUCCUCGGUGUCUUCGUCGGACGGCAGCGGUUCGAUAUCCAGUGGCGCGGCGGCGAGAGCAUGCAGGCCCGCAUCGCGAUCGCGCCGUGCACUCCGACCGACUAUCGGGAAGUGACGAGUCUGGAUCCGAGCGAGAAGGCCGAGGAGGACGGGAGGUUGUGGUAUAUGGCGACGCCCGACGGAGACGCCUACCCGCACGAGCUGACGGCCCAGGCAUUGCGUAUCAUCGUGCCGUACGAUAUGAGGGAUCGGAGGCAGCUGGUCAACCGAGAGGGGGCCAACCCCGUGGGCGUCGGCACGUACGGCAGGGACUGGGUGAUGAGCCCCGCGGCCUUCGCGCUGCAGUUGCGCUUCGUGUUGGGGCAGUCGCUCGACGAGGUGCUGGAGACGGCGGCGUCGGCGGAUGGGGCCCCCGAGGAGCCCGAGGCGGAGGCGAGGCCAGCGGCGGCGAGAGCGCCUUCAGGAUCGGCCUUGGCCUCGGCGGAGAUUCCGACUGAGUGGGGCUCUGGCCGCGGGCGCCUCCCAGACCCCUCGCCGUCGCGUUGGCGAUGCAUCGCUUCGAGCGACGGCGGGGGGAAGGGCUUGCUGCCCGACGAGGACCUGGACGCCUUCGUGAUCGCGUCGGGGUUCGGCAUGGCGAUGAAGGGGGGCCGCACGAUGCUGGUGCGGGCUCUUCCCCCCGACGGUGGGGACGAGCUCGACGCGCGCGUCCUCGCGCUGCGGGCCAACGCCACGGAGCGCUUCCUCGGGAUGCGUGAGGCCGCGGGGGAGCUCACCGAGACGCAGUGGGAGUUCUUCCCGAUCAACGGGCCCCGCACCGUGAAGUGGGUGUGCGAGUUCGUGCGCGAGAAUGACGUGACCUUCAGGUCUCGGCGCGCCAAGUUCAAAGCCGAGACGGGGCUGUCGUCGUCGGACCAGGACGUCUCCGUCCACGAGCUCUGCUGCCGCAUCAUGCAUCUGCUGCUGACCUACGACCAGCUCAAUGCCAGCGAGCUGUCGUGUGCAGAACUGGUGUGUCGUCGACUCCAGAUGGCCGAGUACCGCCAUCGCGAGAGGGUUCUCACGACCUCUCGAGGUGACGAGCUGCUCGAGGACUCACACUUGUACCUCGGGACGGGCGAGACCCGCGGGUUGGUCUGCAUCUCGCCGAAGCUGCUCACGUUCGUGACGGAUGAGCUCCACAAGGAGAGCCUCGUUCUCAAGGAGCGGCGGAAGCUGAAGGAGGAGCGGAUGGCCUCGCGGGGUGAUGACGGACACGGCGGCGGUGGCGGUGGUGACGGCAAGGCGCGCCUCUCAGGGAUGCAGAGCACCGUUGAUCGCCAGAAGUCGGAGAUCGAGAAGUUGAAGAAGCAGCUGGCGGCUGCACCCAGGGCG